This is a messenger RNA of Aspergillus pseudotamarii, 1858 nucleotides long. Its product is annotated as ferritin-like domain-containing protein. The transcript has a single exon. The record is from RefSeq and is a predicted model, not a curated record. The coding region runs from base 139 to 1737 and encodes 532 amino acids. NCBI's taxonomy places the organism in Eukaryota, Fungi, Ascomycota, Eurotiomycetes, Eurotiales, Aspergillaceae.
GGAAAAUACUCUAUAAUCAUGCAUUUGUUGUGUACGGACAAUAAACAAGGAAAUUGUAUUGCUGCUAUAUGUGCUAUCAACUGAGUAUCAAGCGGAUCACGAUUCUGUUUCAUAGAGGGUACCACAGAAUGACGACAAAUGAGACUACCUGUCCCUAUGUCCUUAGGUUACCGUUACACCCAAAGUAAGAGAUGCGUAGGGAGUAUAGCGAUCCUAAAGGCGUAUGAUUAUCAAACCCGUUGCGACGCUUGCACUAUAAAGAGUCCAUUGAUGUCACGCCAUCUCACACAGAUUGCUAACCUUCUUUCUUUCACCAAGGGACUGCCUUGGAUUAAAACAAUGGUAACCUUCUUGAUCCUUGCUGCGACCCUUUCGAGCGACGGCGUCUUUGCCUCACCAGUCCCGACCGAAGCACCGGUUAAGCAAACAGGCUACCCAGUUAUCGUGGGCCAAAAUGGCUAUACUAGCGCUCCGUAUCACGGUCCGUACACGGGUACGCCUACCACCACUGGCGCCGUGAAAGCGCCAGCGACGCUCGCUGCGUCAAUCGAGCCCAAGCCGCCAAACCCUACCGCGACGUACUACAAUAGCCAGGGUGUGCCACUCAACCCGAUGCCAGCCCCAUAUACCCCUGCUGGAGGGUUGGGCACAAAUGGCACUGAGCCUCGCUACAUGGUAGAGAGUGACUUUGACUUCGAGUCCAUUGCCCUCGGGGUCUAUCAGGAGUACAUUGAACUUGAUCUCUUCCACGAUGGCCUUGCUCGGUUUACCGAUGAGGAGUUCCAGGAGGCUGGCCUGGGCCCCGAGGCCCGAUCGCUUAUCGAGUUCAUGGCAGACCAGGAGACCGGACACGCGACCUUGCUGAGCAACAUGCUGGGAGAAGCCGCACCCAAGCAAUGUGUGUACAACUAUCCGUACAAGACUGUUCGCGAGUGGGUCGACUUCAUGCAACGUGUCACACGUUACGGUGAAUCUGGUGUCUGGGGUUUCAUUUCCCAUCUCGACUCGCGAGAGGUUGCCAACCUCCUGUCUCUCUCAAUCUCCACCGAGGCUCGUCAACAAUUGAUCUUCCGACAGAUGUCGGGCCUCGCCCCAAUGAAUGUUUGGUUCGAGAAUGGAUGGCCCCAAUCCUGGGCAUGGACAAUGCUGGCCCCCUAUAUCAGCUACUGCCCCGAGGGUACCACUCGUCUCGCGUGGCAAAACUUCCCAACUCUCCAAAUCUUGAACAACCCGAACAUCAACCGCGUUUCCCCGAAUGACACACCAAAUGAUGGUAGCGAGACAGUGGGCAAGCGUAUCACCGACCCAUCAGUCUCAGAUAUUAGCAAGGACGAGAACUGCCUGAAUCAGGACCCAGUCGGUAAGAACUGUGCACCCGCGAUUGCCCACAACCGCUCGGAGCCUCUAUCAUACCCUGGUAAGCAGGUCUUCUUUGAAUGGGAAGCGCCAGGCAAGAGUGUUGGACCGAACAACUCCUACAUCACGACUACAGCUGCUGGUGAACCCAAGUUCGUGGGCUGGAGUUCCCAAUUGAACUUGACCUACUCACCAUUGACCGUGACGGGUGAAAACACUGGCUACACGUACCAACCGGAGGGUUUCGUGUAUGAUGAUGAUGGUAUCAUCAACGGCACCAUGGCCAUCAUGCUAACCGAUCUUGACCUCUUCAUCACUCCGUUCAACCUGUCCAUGCUCAAUCCUCACAUUGUCGCCCUCGGCUUGUACAUGGCUGGUUAAGCGAAACCAUGGAAUUCAGUCCAACAUCGUGGAAGGUGAUGUGGCUCUGCCAGCCUCUUUGACGUAAAAUGAUUUGAUCGGUAGCAAUGUCGAUGGCUUUUUUUUUUUUUUUUUUCACAAU